Messenger RNA from Penicillium bovifimosum, 3153 nucleotides. RefSeq lists its product as uncharacterized. The transcript is spliced from 4 exons. NCBI's taxonomy places the organism in Eukaryota, Fungi, Ascomycota, Eurotiomycetes, Eurotiales, Aspergillaceae. The coding region runs from base 1 to 3153 and encodes 1050 amino acids. The record is from RefSeq and is a predicted model, not a curated record.
AUGGGUAUCCAACGCGAUGGCCAGACAUCACAGGCUGGAUCCUCCAGCACCAUCGACCCGUUGGUUCGAAAGUUUGGACCGCUUCAAGUCCUUGAUGACUUGAUCCGCUUACGGGCUGCGGACUUUGUUCAGCAUCCAAUUCUUGCCUACCCUAGUUCUGAGAAGGAUCCAGCUUCUUAUGAUUACUAUACCGGGCAAGACUUGGACAGCAUGAUCAACCAGGCUGUCACAAUGCUCAUGGAUGACGGAUUCAAGCAGCCAACACGAGAUGGAUCCAUCGUGGCACUUCUCACGCUAUCAGACCUUAACAUGGUCGUCACAUUUUUCGCCCUGAGCCGACUAGGCUACACUGUCAUGAUGCUUUCACCAAGGCUUUCAGGCGAAGCGUGCGUAUCAUUGCUGGAAACAGUAAACUGCGAGACAAUCAUCUAUGGCAACUCCCCUAACACCCGCUCUACGUUGGGCGAGAUUCUCCGCCGGAAAUUAGUGAGCUGCCGCCCAAUGCUCUCGGGCUCGUCAUACAAGAAGACGGAGUCAUCGUUCCUUGUUCUACAUCAAAAUCGGAGCCCAGCAAAGAUUGCAUUGAUUCUUCAUUCAUCGGGAUCAACAGGCAUCCCGAAACCACUGUUCCUCACGCAUAAAGCCCUCAUGACACAUCCUCUGCGAGGUCCCGGACUCACAACAUUUAACCCCUUGCCAUGGUAUCACCUUCAUGGACUGUCCACCGCAUUACAAGCGAUGUGGAUGAGAAAGACCGCCUACAUGUGGAAUGCGGCCCUGCCCUUGACCGCAGAUUCCGUUGUCACUGCUCUGGAAGAAGCGAGACCGGAGUCCGUAGCAGCGGUCCCAUAUAUGCUUCAAAUCUUGAUCGAUGACCCUCGCGGCAUAAGGGCUCUACGGGAAUGCAAGCUGGUCACCUACGGAGGUGCACCAUGUCCCGACGAGCUAGGUGAUCGCCUAGUCAGUGAAGGAGUGCAUUUUGGAGGUUCAUUCGGACUUACUGAGGCUGGCCUCGUUGCCGAGUCAAUAUCCCGUCCAAAAGGUGACCCUCAUUGGAACUAUUUGCGAUUCUUUGACAAUAUCCUACCAUAUAUCUGGAUGAAACCUGUCUCCGAGUCAGACUCACUUUACGAGUGUGUUUAUCUUGCUGGUCAUCCAGCGCUCACGACCUCGAACUCCAAUGACCCACCAGGAUCCUUCCAUUCCAAAGAUGUCUUCUCUCCUCAUCCUACCAUUCCGGGACGAUGGAAAUACAUGUCAAGACUGGACGACCGCAUCAAUCUCGUCAACGGCGAGAAGGUUCUACCACUGCCUAUCGAGGGUCAUAUCAAACAACACCCUUUGAUCCAUGAUGCAGUGGUAGUUGGAGUGGGCAAGGCUGCUCCGGGGCUUCUGAUCUUCCGAGCACAUGACGCUCAAGCCGAUCAUCUAACGGAUAACCAAUACCUUAAUUUGGUCUGGCCGACUAUCCAAGAAGCAAAUUCCCGAGCAGAGGCAUUUUCUCAAAUUGCCCGCAACCUGGUCGCUAUCUUGCCGCAUGAUGCCAAGUUCCCUCGGACAGACAAAGGGUCUAUGAUCCGGGCACAGGUGUAUCAGGAGUACGGUGAUCUCAUUGAAAGCUUGUACAAUAAAGAGGAACAUGUCACCGGUAACCUUGAGCUUAACGUUGUUGAGACUGAGCGUGUACUUCUUCAACUGGCCCACCAAGAACUUGACCUACCCAUCUCUGGCGUUGACGCUGAUUUCUUCACCGAGGGUGUUGAUAGUCUGAAGGCGAUACACUUCCGCCGUCUCAUUCUUCAGCAUUUCAAGUUCGGCUCUGACCAGAUACCCGGCCCUAACGUCAUAUUUGGGACGGGGUCUAUAUCCCAACUCGCUCGGUCCAUCUAUGCAUUGCAAGAUGAGAAAAUUCUUGAAAAUCCCGCGAAUGAUACAUCUCUCAUGACAGCCAUGAUUGAGAAGUACUCCUUCUUCGACAGACAUAUCCCCCAACCACAUACCUCCUCAACCCAGAAGAGCGUGCUGUUGACAGGAGCAACAGGGUCAAUCGGCGCUCACAUCCUAUAUGAGCUCCUCAACGACAGCACCAUCACAACAGUCUACUGCCUCACCCGACGCGAUAACCCACUGCAAGCAAUCCUCGACACCCUCAUUUCCAAGGACCUCCACAUCUCCCCAGACCAAAAAACCAAAAUCCACGCCUUCAACAGCCGUCUCGACGAACCAGACUUCGGCCUCUCUCUCGACGAAAGCACAAUAACGCAUAUGCUGACAACAACCUCCCUAAUAAUCCACACAGCCUGGCCCGUGAACUUCAACCUCCCCCUCCCCCAAUUCUCCCCCCACAUCCACGGCCUCCACAACUUAAUCCAAUUCUCCCUCUCAGUCCACAGACGCGAGCCCGCCGUCCUGCUGUUCUGCUCCUCAAUAUCCACAGCCCUUGCCUCCAAAUCACCAUCCAUCCCCGAAGAACCACUCAGUCUAGACAGCGCCUACAUGGGCUACGGCCAGUCCAAGCUGGUCGGCGAACGGAUCGUCAGUAACGCCCGAAAAAUCGGCGCAAGAGCGUACUCCCUGCGUAUCGGACAGGUCUCGGGCCACUCGAAAAGGGGGCUUUGGAAUGACUCCGAGGCACUGCCGCUGAUGAUUCGCUCGGCGCUGACGCUCGGUGCGUUGCCGGCAUUGUCGCCGCAGACUUGCUCUUGGCUGCCCGUUGACAAGCUGGCAGUGGCGGUUCUGGAGAUUGCGGCGAAAUGUACUAAGCCGGAAACGUAUAGUUGUGCGUCUGGCUCGGUUGUGAGUGAUGUGAUUGAUGACUCGAUUUUCAAUUUGUGGAAUUCUAGGGAAUUCGCGUGGGAGGAUUUGCUUGCUAAGCUGAGGGAAAGUGGGUUUUGUUUUGAGACUGUUGCUUUUGAGGAGUGGUUGGUGAGACUAAGGAGGAGUGAGGGGAGAGGUGAGGAGGGUGUUAAUCCGGCGGUUAAACUCAUUCAGCAUUAUGAGACUAUGUAUGGGGGGAAGACUUUGGGACCCAAGAGGUUUGUUACCGAGAAGGCUGAGAGGGAUAGUGUGACUUUGCGCGAUGGGAGAUUGAGGAUUAUUGAGGAUGGGAUUUUGGGAUGUUAUGCGCGAGAUUGGUUGGAGAGGUGGACUUGA